GGGAUCCUCUUCAGUCUGUACUCCUCGGCAGUGGCGCGGUACCCGGGGCCCCGGUCCGGAGCCAGGAAUGCCACAUCAUCUCGAGCAUUCUUUGGACACAAGGCAUCAAAUGCUGGAACGAGAAAGAGCCUGCACUGCCAACACCCACUUCAUCUGGCCAUCCAGAAGCACCCCCACUUCCGUGCCCUGUUCGAUCUCUCCACUCCAGUGCUGCUCUCGGGGAGCCUCUUCACUCAGGAGCUCUGGGACAGACUGAGCCAGCACAAAGCCCCCUAUGGCUGGCAGGGGCUCUCCCGCCAAGACAUCAGCUCCACCCUGAGCCUCCUGCAUGUCUCCGAGAGCUCCGAGCUGCUGGCCGCCUCCAGGAAGCCGCUUUCCAAGUGCAUUCGGUGCGCUGUGGUGGGGAACGGAGGCAUUCUGAAUGGUUCCCGCCAGGGCCUGCACAUCGAUGCCCAUGACUACGUGUUCAGACUCAACGGGGCUGUGAUCAAAGGCUUCGAGAAGGAUGUGGGCACCAAGACCUCCUUCUACGGUUUCACUGUGAACACAAUGAAGAACUCCCUCAUCUCCUACGGGAACUUGGGCUUCACCUCCGUGCCACAAGGCCAGGACCUGCGCUAUAUCUUCAUCCCCUCUGACAUCCGGGACUAUGUGAUGCUGAGAUCUGCCAUUCUGGGUGUGCCUGUCCCUGAGGGCCCUGAUAAAGGGGACAGGCCUCAGACCUAUUUCGGACCAGAAGCCUCUGCCAGGAAAUUCAAGCUACUACAUCCAGACUUCAUCAGCUACCUGAGGGAGAGGUUUUUGAAAUCGAAGUUGAUUAACACAAGUUUUGGAGACCUAUAUAUGCCUAGUACUGGGGCGCUCAUGCUGCUGACGGCUUUGCACACCUGCGACCAGGUUAGUGCCUAUGGAUUCAUCACAAGCAACUACUGGAAAUUUUCUGACCACUAUUUCGAGCGAAUAAAGACACCACUGAUAUUCUAUGUCAACCACGACCUGUCCCUGGAAGCCACCCUGUGGAAGGACCUGCACGAGGCCGGCAUCCUUCGAUUGUACCAGCGCUGACCCUGAAGCACUCAAGCCCUUUGCUCUCGCACAGCCAUGGACCUGUGGCCCUGGCCCUCACGUGGCCUAAGUGGCCUCUGAGAAGGGCUCCAGCUCCCCUCCACCCACCCCUUCUUCUCUAGAGAACAUUAAGAGGUGGAUCUGUGACUGUCACUGAAGCUUGUUCAUUUUGGGACAUCCCAUCUUGUUCUUGGUUUCUCCAAGGAAACUCCCCUCUGGGUUGGAGACAGACAUCCCGACCUUGGGUGAAGAAAAGACUGCUCUGCUGGAUGUUUUAAAACUGCAGGUGACACAAGAAGAGAUUGUGACCCUCACCAGCAAAGGGCAAACACACUUCAGAGCAGAGGCUCUCAAAGCCAGCAGUCGUACUGAACUUGAGGAUGCGGGUGCAGCGACUGCAGACAUCGGCACGGACCAGAGUCACUCCCCAGCCAGACCCUCCCACACGCAUGUCCAGCUCCCAGCAACCCCACGACGGACUCUAACGCACGCCUAAACCACCUGAGGACAUGACCACUUUCCUUCUGCCCCAUGAUGAAGUGGGAGCACAAAAGGCAGAAUGUAAUUUGAACUAGGUACUUGCAUAAAUGAUGGGAUGACUCUUUUGUCUUUUGUGUGUGUUGGGGAGGGGGCUGUGGUGGUACACCAUGGUCUAGCAGGCAGACCACUCAGAAAAUUCAAGAACCAUGGGCCAGCCCUGGUAAUUUGACAGGGGUCAACUGCAGAGGGCUGCUGGCCUGAGGAAGUCCCACUGGAUGGAUUACCACCUGGCCACCGAAAAGAGGACACGAUCAGGCAUUAACAAUUAGCAACAGAGGCCGUGCUGCUCCACCUGGCACUGCUGAAGAGAGAACCUGCAAGACCAAAGGAGAGUCAUUUGACGGAUCAGCCAGCAGGGGAUUCAAAACUGAAAGCCAAAUUUAAAGAAAAGGCAAUCAGAGCAGCACUCAUUCUAACCUAACAUUAGGCUCAUGCUGUUGAGGGGACCAUCCGGCACAGACCGCUUCAAAAGCUGAGCCUGCCCUCAAGAGCUAAGGCUCAAAGCAAGCAGGGUCUGGCAAGGGGCCAGGGAGGAACCACCACGAAGCAUUGGGGACAUUCUCAUUCAACCACUUUGUGGAGGUAAAACUUCUGAAGUCAAACCUAAAGGUCUCCGUGAGUCCCGUGGAGCACUCAAAUCUACUCGCAGCAACGAUAAUGCAAGAAGUCGACUUCCCCACUCGCUAACACAUCCUUUUACUUUGUUUUACUCACAGGCUGUAAGCUGCUGGGGCUAGUCUUCAGGCUUAUUAAAUCACACCCCAAAUUUAGCUUCCUUGGUAACUGAACAAUUAUGUGACCUUAAAUACAAAAAGCCCACACAUACCUCCCAGUUUUAACAGAAAAAGACAAUCUGCCCACUCCAAGCCUGGCAUUUAAAUGGGAACAAAGCCAGGCACCCUCCCGGCCCAGUACCAUGGGCUACUUUCUUGUUCACAGGCCACCCCACUCAGCCCUCGGCCACCCCAGGAGCAGCCCCAUGCCAAUCAUGUUGUCCAGACACAAUCUGGGCUCACCCUAGGAGGGCUCCCCGGUGGUGUAAACAAAGCACGUGGAAACCAAACAGCUCUGCUGGUGCCACGGCAGCCCUUCUUUCCUGAAUGUCACAAUGAGGUGCCGAGGCAGGUCACAGUCCUGCCGCAGCUGGCAGAUUUCCGACAUUCCCGUCGGUUUCAAAGAGUGCAUUCACUUCCUUGAAAUAUGGGACAAGCACUCUUUCAUUCCACAGUAAGAACAUGACCCCAAACUGGGCUACGUGCCCAUUUCUGCCCCCUCUUAUAUCCUGUACCCUCAGGACCAUUGAUCAAGUGGCCUAGAGCAUGACAGGGCAGCCACGCCAUCGGUUUUCAAGUUGCAGAGGGAUAUGCGCUCGACUGGGGUUUCAGCAGGGUGGACACAAUUCCCUCUGGAGUCCAUUCAGUGUGAUCCCUGAUAAAGCCAGAACUUGAAAAAGCCAAACCCCAACGCCUCAGAAUAGAUUGUUUCCCCUCAGCUGAGAUGUUCAGACAGGGAUAACUAACCAUCACAGGCGCGUGGGGCUUUCUGGGGACAUGAAAGAUGGAAACAAAGACUACAAGCAACAGGGGAGGAGUUCUCUCACUUACUUCAGGCAAAGCAGAUCAGUUCUGCCUCCCACACUGCAGACAUCUAGCAAAGAAAACAAACCCAUGUUAAAAUCUCCCUGCCACUCAGCACAAUCCUAAACCUGGGGCAGGAGCAGCAAAACAAACACCACCCCUCCCCCCCAUCUACUUGGAAGGGUUCCACUUACCCACACAAGUCUCCGCUUUGGGCCCAGGGCAGCCGGCUCACCGCUGCCACCUGCUUCUGCAGGAUCCUUUUCCAUUCUCAGAAACCAAGGCCGAGACUGCACCUGGCCAGGAGAAAUUGCAAAACAAAAAAAUUCUACUCAAGAUAUAUACACAUAACUCUCAAGUAGCUUACUCUCAAAUCUGGCCUAAAUUUUCUAAAAAGCGAACUUGGGAACUGAGUUUCAGACAUCCGUAUUCCACAGAAAGGCCUUUCUUUGCCUUCAGACAGGGAUAACUUUAGAUCAUCAUGGACUCAGCCCCCGCCAAUCGGCCAGCCCACAGGGCUGACACUUGUAGCACAGGGAGACCAUUCUGCUUUACUUUGCUCGUAAGAAUUCUCAAUCUUGUCUACUUUAUUAAAAUAACUUUGCUUCAAAGGUAAAAACUGCUGAUACCUGGUGCCUAGAUGUACCCAGAAUCCCAACUUGACGGACACUCCCUGCCCUUUUAAAGACAGAGUCUACCUCGGCACAAAGUGCCUGAUAACUGAGUACGUAUGGGGCGUACACUCCAGUGUCAGCAGAAUGUGUGGUUACCCCUUCGGGGCAUCCACAAGGGGAAAAAGCUGCCAGGAGACACUACACAAGGUGACAUCACACAAGGUCAUUUCUCCUUCACUUGCCUCUGCAUACAAAAUGAUCCACAGAGCUAGGUCAGUUUUUUUAAGCAGAGGAUUACAGAUCUGCCCCAAGAGCUACUUGCAAACAGCCAGUGCUAUAAUCCUGCUAUAAUAAAAAUCCCCGAGCUACAAGCAGAUCAGGUCAUCUAACUGUUCCUAUAUGCCUGCUCUUGCAAUGGCCACACGAUUCCUGGGCCUCCCUCCAGGGUCAUUCUCAUCCAUGGCUGGAGGUGUACUUCUAACACUCUGUAGGUGCCCUGGAUGUAUAGCCAGGUCUGGAAAGCAGUAACCCUAUUUUACAAAGAAAUGAGGUGGGGUUAACAGGCUGGGACUAGAGCCCAGAUCUCUCAAGUUAGCCUAAAGCAAAGUUUCAACCUCAGCUCUCACAUCCUGGGCGGGGAGGUCUUUGUGGUGGGGGCUGAGUUGUGCAUUGUAGGGUACUUAGCGGCACCCACCAGAUCCCAUUGGCACGCUCCACCCCAGUGGAGAACCACUGGGCUAAUCUUAAUUCAAUUAUUUUUCAAUGAAACUGAAAAAAGAUAAUAGCACCCCCACAAAAUUUGCCCUAUUUUUAUGGUUCUUUAAAAAACAAGAAACAGCUGUAUAACUCUAAGCCUCAGUGUGUUUACUCAGUAGCAAAGGAGAAAAUAUUUACUCCACUUAAGAUUGUUGUAACAAAUAUUAAUUGGGAGACUGCUUGGCAAGGAGGCUAGGGGAGUUCCACAUUCCUUCCCUUAUCUGGGCAGGAACAAUUCUGGGAGGCUCACAUCCUUAAAAUCUGACAGACAUUAAAGGGACCCUAAUCUCUGCCAAUUCUGCCAAAGAGCUAAAAAACUCUCCGUAUAGAAUUUUCAUCAAAAAAAAAAA
Messenger RNA from Ailuropoda melanoleuca (giant panda), 4902 nucleotides. It is a transcript of the gene ST6GALNAC2, whose product is annotated as ST6 N-acetylgalactosaminide alpha-2,6-sialyltransferase 2. The record is from RefSeq and is a predicted model, not a curated record. Gene Ontology annotation, molecular function: alpha-N-acetylgalactosaminide alpha-2,6-sialyltransferase activity. NCBI's taxonomy places the organism in Eukaryota, Metazoa, Chordata, Mammalia, Carnivora, Ursidae. The transcript has 10 exons. The annotation marks the transcript as partial. Gene Ontology annotation, biological process: protein O-linked glycosylation.